Messenger RNA from Scatophagus argus, 2034 nucleotides. RefSeq names its product ankyrin repeat and SOCS box protein 13-like. Lineage: Eukaryota; Metazoa; Chordata; Actinopteri; Scatophagidae. The transcript is spliced from 7 exons. Gene Ontology annotation, molecular function: protein binding. The record is from RefSeq and is a predicted model, not a curated record. Gene Ontology annotation, biological process: protein ubiquitination; positive regulation of protein catabolic process; intracellular signal transduction. The coding region runs from base 209 to 1078 and encodes 289 amino acids.
CACUUUCAAAUGCAGGGGAGCACCAAACACUCAACAUGGAUUAUUCCUUUGGAGAGACAGCUGGCAUUGAUUUGGCAGUCAAAGUAAUAACUUCGGAUAAAAUACUUUGAAUUUUACCAUGUUACCAGCAAGUAUAUCUAAGAAUGAAUUACUUGUUUGGCUGAAUCUACGGGGUUUAUACGGAAGAAAACGGUCACGUUAACAUGAAAUGGAGAUCACUCGGGCCAGACCGUCUCUGUAUGGAGAAAUCGCUCAUGGUCUUGGAUUCUGGACGGACCGGUCAGCAGUGCAUGAGGCCGCUGCACAGGGCAGGGCCAUCCAGCUGCAGCAGUUGAUCGAGGGAGGUGCAGCCGUUAACAUCGUGGCCGUUGACUCCAUCACUCCCCUGCACGAGGCGUGUAUACAGGGACAGACCCAGUGCGUCCGAUUGCUGCUGAACGCCGGUGCACAGGUGGAUGCCCGUAACAUUGAUGGCAGCACUCCACUAUGCGAUGCUUGUGCGGCUGGUAGCCUGGAAUGUGUGAAGCUGCUCCUUGAGUAUGGAGCAACAGUUAACCCUCCACUGUUUACCUUCUCACCUCUUCAUGAGGCUUGCAUGGGAGGUAAUUCACACUGUGUUCAGCUCAUGAUUGAUCAAGGAGCUUUCAUGGAGGCCCAUGACUGCCACUACGGGACACCACUUCAUGUAGCCUGUGCAAGACAACAUUACGACUGCGCCAAAGUUCUCCUCAAUGCAGGGGCAAAUGUGAAUGCUGCCAAGUUACAUGAGACGGCCCUUCAUCAUGCAGCCAAAACAAAAAAUGUUGACUUGAUUGAGCUACUUGUGGAGUUUGGGGGUAAUGUCUACGCCAGGGAUAACCUAAACAAAAAACCAAUCCACUACACCAAUCUGGGGUCUCCCUCUUAUCUCUGCCUUGAGUUCUAUGAGAAUAACCCCCUCAGUCUACAGCAGAUCAGCAGAGUGGCUGUGAGAGGGGCUCUCGGGACAAGAGCGCUUGAAGUUAUUUCCAAGCUGGACUUGCCCAAUCGCAUCAUAAGUUUUCUUUCUUACACACCACUUCCAGUUAUUGAAAUUUAAUCAAACAUACGAAGUUUAAGAUGGAGCUCUUAGAAGGUUAAAUCUAGAUCAGUUAUGUAUACUGGCUGUCUGCUAUUUUCCAUUCCAGAAAUACCAUAAAACAAUGCCAAUAGGCUUACCAUCAGCUUAUCAAGAUCUUAUAACUAACCUGUUAAUUCACAGCAACCUACUUAGACUUAGACACACACCAAAUGAAUGUUCAGUCAUACAUUUAGAAGUUUGACCCAUCAACUCCUGUUCAGCAGCCACUCAUUUAUUCUGCUCGGCAAGUAGCGCACGGCUGGUUUGUCACGUUUGUCUUUAGCUUAUUAGCAAGAAAAAUGGCUCAUCUUGGCAGUUAAGAGAGGUGAGACUCAAUCAUACAGUGUUUAUGAAGGCCAAAAAAAAUCAAACCGUUGUCUGUGAAAGGCCAUGCACUUGCAUACUAAGCUGACACAGGUGUAAUUGUUUUGUCUGAUCAGAACAGUUUGGACAUGAACUGUCCAUUAAACACUAACUCUCCUGUUAGCCUUCUGCACAUGUUAAGAAGGGACAAAGUACAUUUUUAUGGUCCUUGUUGCUACACGGAGUCUGAUGACCUCUCACUGACAUCCUACAUAUCUCAGGUCACCUUCAACCUGAGCAGAGGUAAAACUACCCACAAUAACAGAACACACCCAUGUCAGUGGCUUUAAGUGAGGCUUUUACAACACUACCAACCAUUUCAGAAUGCUUAUUUGAGUCAGUGGUAAUAAGCUGAAGUAUUAAUUAAUUAAUGGAGCUUGCUCAUCAUGACCAAGUAAAUGUGAUUUCUUCAGAUGCAACCAGAGGAAACAAAAAGUAGUUUGAUUAGGGUUAUAUCGCCCUAUGUAUUUAUAUAUAUAUUCUGUAAGUAUUUAUUUUGAAUGUAAAUUUGUAAAUAUUACAGAUGGUUCUACCUCUAUUAAAUUUGUGUAAAUAAAUAGACCACUACCAGA